AUGACUUGUUUCCUGCAAAAUGUACCUGUUGAUUGCAACGAUCCCCGGAAUUACCGAACGAUGUGGGGCAUCGUCUAUAGCUGUCUCCUUACUGUGUUUGCUUGCAUUUGGACGGCAGUGCACCCAGAUGUACCACAUUCCGAUGGUGAUGCCGAGUUCAUAGGAUCGCGCGGUGGCUCGGUGAUCCUUUCACUGGUUGUACCGGAAUGGACUCUGGUGCCUGCAUGGGAAGAAUUCGUGAUGUCUCGGAGAAUAUCAGAGAAAUACGAGAUGGUCGAAGGGUGGACCUCGACGCAUUCAUAUUUUGUUGCUAUGAGUGGUUUCUUCGACCCGUCAACGGGAAGGGGUGUGAACACGAAUGAGUUGCAGCAAUACCCUGGCAUAAUCGAGAACACUGGGAAUACUAGAAAGGUUGCAAUAACACAGAAGCAAAUUCUCGACAGAAGCAAAGGCGAUGCGUUUUCCAAAUUUCUCACUGUCCUCCAACUACUAUGGUUUAUCACUCAAUAUGUCGGGCGAUGGGCAAGCCAUUUGCACAUAUCGCAACUGGAGACAAUGGCGCUGGCGUAUGCAGCAUUGAGUCUCGUUCUUUACGUGUUGUGGUGGGAUAAACCCGUCAACGUUCAAUUCCCAAUCCAUGUGACAAAAGAGUCCCCUUCCGAGACAAAUGCCGAUCAACAAACACCUAAAACGGAGACUGAUGCAGAUGCAGAUCCGACGUCCCGCGUAGAGGCGUCUGAGCCCAAGGGGUUGGAACUCCUCUAUAUAUCGGGAGUCGCUGGGAUGGUCUUUGGGGGAAUUCAUUGCUUUGCAUGGUCAUUUCCCUUCCUGACACACACCGAGAUGGUCCUAUGGCGGGUUUCAGCGGUGUAUAUCACAGUGGCUCCUGCCUUUGUAUUGUGGAUUGCACGGGCUAGGAGUAAUCGUGCCAGUAACGGUAUUACUGUGUUUAUAACUGCAACACUUGUUCUUCUUUACGCUACUGCGCGGGUCACCUUGGUCGUUCUCACCUUCACUUCUUUGUGUUCACCUCCGCCUGAUUUAUACCAGACCCCAUCUUGGUCAUCAUUCUUCCCACAUUUUGGAUAGCUGUGUAUGUACUGUGCCUCAGGUUAAAUUUUUUUUUUACAGGACAGCCUGAUGUUGACGAAAAUCGCUG
Molecule: messenger RNA, 1159 nt
Organism: Cantharellus anzutake
Lineage: Eukaryota; Fungi; Basidiomycota; Agaricomycetes; Cantharellales; Hydnaceae
Exons: 2
Coding region: 1-1089 (362 amino acids)
Source: RefSeq, a predicted model, not a curated record